Messenger RNA from Mercenaria mercenaria, 4826 nucleotides. Its product is annotated as putative methyltransferase C9orf114. Gene Ontology annotation, cellular component: mitotic spindle; spindle pole centrosome; kinetochore. The transcript has 11 exons. The record is from RefSeq and is a predicted model, not a curated record. Gene Ontology annotation, molecular function: miRNA binding. Gene Ontology annotation, biological process: miRNA processing; maintenance of centrosome location. The coding region runs from base 1 to 1167 and encodes 388 amino acids. NCBI's taxonomy places the organism in Eukaryota, Metazoa, Mollusca, Bivalvia, Venerida, Veneridae.
AUGACAGACACACACACAAAUAAAACGGCAACACGAGGGCAAAUCAAACAAAUAAAUGAACACAAUAUGCCCAAAGAACUAAAGAAGUGGAAAGAAGAGCGCAAAGCAGCAAAGCGAAAAUGGAAAGAGGAAAAGUUAUUGAAACAGUUGGCAAAGAAACGGCAGAUUGAGAAGAAAGAAGAAGAAGCCAUGAAAGUGAAAGAAGAAGAAGAGGAAGUGCAAGAAAGAUUAGGUCGUCCAUACACAUUGUCCAUAGCUUUACCUGGCUCUAUUCUAGAUAAUGCACAAUCACCAGAACUGAGAACUUACCUUGCUGGACAGAUAGCCAGAGCCGCUGUUGUGUUCAAUGUUGAUGAAAUUAUUGUAUUUGAUGAAACGGGAUCCACAGAAAAAACAACUGAAGGGGAGUUUUCUGGUGUAGGCAAGCAUGGACAUGGAAAUGUUCAGCUUGCACGGAUCUUGCAGUACCUAGAAUGUCCGCAAUACCUUAGAAAAUGCUUCUUCCCUCAGCACAAAGAUCUACAGUAUGCAGGUGUCUUAAAUCCCCUCGAUUCCCCUCACCACAUGAGAGCUAAUGAUGAGGCCAUGUAUAGGGAAGGUGUUAUUGUAAAGAAACAUUCUAAAGAAGGGAAAGGCUCCUAUGUAAAUGUUGGUCUAACCAAGGACAUACAGGUGGACAAAGAGUUGGUUCCUGGUAUCAGAGUCACUGUAAAGAUGGACCUCACAUCUCUAGACAGAAAGAAACCAAAGGGAAUAGUUGUGUCCCCUUCGGAGCCUCGAACACACGCAGGCCUCUACUGGGGUUACAGCGUCAGACUGGCUAGCAGUAUAGGAGCUGUGUUUACAGAAUGCCCAUAUAAAGAAAUGUAUGAUUUAACUAUAGGAACAUCUGAACGAGGGUCUGAUAUUGAUGAAUUUGAACUCGAUAAAAAGGAUUUUAAACAUGCUUUAGUUGUAUUUGGUGGUGUUCAGGGACUGGAGACGAGUUUAGAAGCAGAUGAAAAUUUAGCAGUAGAUGACCCAAGUUUGUUGUUUCAACAUUACCUCAACACAUGUCCUCAUCAGGGCAGCAGGACUAUUAGAACAGAGGAGGCCAUUUUAAUCACCAUGUCCGCACUGAGACCAAAGUUGUUCAUCAAACAAACACACAGCAACACAGAGUCCUGACAUUAGCUUUUAAAGUCUAUUUAUGCAACAAAAUUAUUUUGAAAUACCAUUAUUCUUAUUCCUUGUACCCACCUUUGAAAGGUUUCGAAAUGUAGUUGCCACAAAAUUUAGAAAAUGAAUUAGGAGAUCAGUAAAAUCUAGCAUUGUCCGUAAGUAUUGACCCGGCACUCGUGAAUAUUCCGUAUAUUUCUUAAUUAGUAUACUGUUGCAUGUGCAGGUAGCUGUGCGAACAAAGCAUUUAGCUGCCAGUAUCAGGUUUGUGGGUUCAAGUCCUACGUCUGACCAUAUCUUUUUUAUGCCCCCGAAGGGAGGCAUAUAGUUUUUGAACCGUCUGUCGGUCUGUCAGUCUGUCCGCAUUUUUCGUGUCCGGUCCAUAUCUUUGUCACCGAUGGAUGGAUUUUCAAAUAACUUGGCAUGAAUGUGUACCACAGUAAGACGACGUGUCGCGCGCAAGACCCAGGUCCGUAGCUCAAAGGUCAAGGUCACACUUAGACAUUAAAGGAUAGUGCAUUGAUGGGCGUGUCCGGUCCAUAUCUUUGUCAUCGAUGGAUGGAUUUUCAAAUAACUUGGCAUGAAUGUGUACCACAGUAAGACGACGUGUCGCGCGCAAGAUCCAGGUCCGUAGCUCAAAGGUCAAGGUCACACUUAGACAUUAAGUGAUAGUGCAUUGAUGGGCGUGUCCGGUCCAUAUCUUUGUCAUCGAUGGAUGGAUUUUCAAAUAACUUGGCAUGAAUGUGUACCACAGUAAGACGACUUGUCGAGCGAAAGACCCAGGUCCGUAGCUCAAAGGUCAAGGUCACACUUAGACAUUAAGGGAUAGUGCAUUGAUGGGCGUGUCCGGUCCAUAUCUUUGUCAUUCAUGCAUGGAUUUUAAAAUAACUACGCAUGAAUGUGUGACACAGUAAGACGACGUGUCGCGCGCAAGACCCAGCUCCGUAGGUCAAAGGUCCUAAACUCUAACAUCGGCCAUAACUAUUCAUUUAAUAUGCCAUCGGGGGCAUGUGUCAUCCUAUGGAGACAGCUCUUGUUUUGUAUCAAAAUUUUAUAUGCAGACUUACUACCUAUUUGAUCAAAUGUAUCGUGACAUUUAUGGUUCAUUAUAAACAGUAAUCAUAUUUACCCGUAGUAAAAAAGUGGAAGAAGACAAAUUACCUGUUACCAGCAUUUGAGAGAAUAAAUACAAGAGAAAACAAUUAAAAUUUAUGAAAUAUGAUUCGUAAAAUAAUGUAAAAAUAAAACGGUCUAGAUAACAUUACAAAACAUUAAAUUAAAAAAAAAUGAUCUAAGUGAUUUUGAACCUAUGGUAACGUGUGUGGAAGUCGGACACCUUGCAUCUAAGCCACCAUGUCAUUGGUUAACUUCUUAUGUUACUUUAGUAAUACUUUCGGGAUACAAAUAUUGCGUACAUUAAUGAAAACGCCUGAAAACAAUGGUGAAGAUUGACGAGUGUAGGUCAAUACCAAGUACCUGAUUAGUUGAUUCUGAUGUUAAUUUGAAAAUGGACCAAUAGCAAUACUGCAUUCCAAGACUGAUCCCAAAACUUUGUUUUAUUUCUUUUUAAGGCCUAAUCUUAAGAGUUAAAUAAGAUUGUUUGCUUGUUUCUUUGAUAUACUGCUGUGUUUAUUGCUAUCUUUAUUUUCAACAGGAUUUCAGUUACGUAACGGUAAUUGUUAACCUACCCAGUGAUUUUGGAUUUUGUACCUGUUCACCUCAGUGAAUGCUUCCCCUCAUGAACAACCAGGUGGAGGACUGAUCACUUUGACAACAUUUUCAUCAUAAUGGAACUAUACUUGCAGCGUCUUGUGAUCCUACUUCCAUCUACAGCAGAAGUAAAAAUUUCCAGAAAACGAGCAUUUUGUCUAGGAAGCUGUUGCUUUCUGAACUUGUGACGUGCCAUGAGAAAACCAACAUAGUGCAUUUGCGACCAGCCAACACAGUCUGGUCAGGAUCCAUGCUGUUCGCUAACGGUUUCUGUAAUUGCAAUAGGCUUUGAAAGCAAACAGCAUGGAUCUUGACCAUACUGCACAAAUGCACAUGCUAGUCUGGAUCUACGCUAGUCGCAAAGCCAGUAUGUUGGUUUUCUCGUGGUGCGGCUAAUUUGCUUAAGCUGUAUUGUUCAUUAUUACAUAUUUACAAUUGCCCUAUUCUUAUUGAAACUUUUGACAUUCAUUUCCUAUGAACAGCAAAGGGAAAGGCAUGAAAGUUAUGUCAUUGCUUCUUAGUGAUAACCAACCGCUGUUUUGACGACGUCCGCAUAAAGUCGGGGAGAACGUUCCUUAGUUGACGUCGCAGUUGUUCCGUCAGGUGAACAGAAUGGCCAGGAAGCUGAUUUUAAUGUUAAAUGCUACAAAUUAUAUGCAAUUCAUAAAACAGUUUACAAAUUGAAAGGAAAUAUAAUGUAAAUAUAAUAAAUGAAACUAUUUUUUUCGGUGUUCAUGCGAAAUGAACGACAGAAUAGGAUUGGCAAAUCCAUGAAUCGCGCUAGCAAAUUGAUUAAUUAAGGUGUUUAUCACUGACAUGUUUUGCAUGAACACCGAAAAAAAUCAUUUCAUUUCUUAAAUACAUUUUUACCUCGACUAUUCGAAGAAUAAGUAGAGCUAUCCUACUCACCACGGCGUCAGCGUCACACCUUGGUUAAGUUUUUCAUAGCAGUCCACUUCUUGACAAAGUCUUUUGAGAUAAGGCUUUGAAACUUUCAACACUUGUUUAUUUUAACAGUCUCUAUCUGUAGGCAAGAGUACAUAACUCUGUCAACUAUUUUGACUCAAUUAUGGCCCUUUUUGGACUUGGAAAUUGGUUCAAUUUGUGUACAAGUCCAUGUUUUGUCAAAACUAUUUUAGAGGUGGCUUUGAAAGUUUGAACAAUUGUUCAUCAUCAUGAUUUAUAUCUGUAGGCAAGAGUAUAUAACUCUGUCAACUAUUUUGGCUGAAUUAUGGCCCUUUCUGGACUUGGAAAUUGGUUCAGUUUUCGUACAAGUCCAUGUUUUGUCAAAACAAUUUGACAUAUGGCUUUGAAACUUUGAACAAUUGUUCAUCAUCAUGAUUUAUAUCUGUAGGCAAGAAUCAAGAGUACAUAACUCUGUCAACUAUUUUGGCUGAAUUAUGACCCUUUUUUGACUUGGAAAUUGGUUCAGUUUUCGUAAAAGUCCAUGUUUUGUCAAAACUUUUUGACAUACGGCUUUGAAACUUUGAAUACUUGUUUAUCACCAUGAUUCCAAUCUGUAGGCAAGAGUACAUAACUCAGUCAACUAUUUUGGCUAAAUUAUGGCCCUUUUUGGACUUGGAAAUCAGUGAAGUUUUUCGUACCAAAAUUAUUUUAUGCCUAACCUGUUUGUCAUAUGGCUUUGACACUUUCAGCACUUUCUUACCAUCAUGGUCACGCAUUGCAUUAUAUUGCAAAACUUAUCCAAAUUCACAAGUGCAGGUACAUUGUUUGUCUUGUCUGUGCCUUUUCUAUUGUCUGAAAAUCUCAGGUAAUAUUUUGACCCUACACUUCUAUCAAUGCUUCGAAUAGUCAAGCGCGCUGUCAACAGACAGCUCUUGUUCUUAACUCUGUGUUAAAUUGUUAAAUUUUUGUGCCCUCCACUGAUAUAGGUCUGUCCGAAAAAAGUGUGAUGGGUCUAGCUCAAAAAGUAUUUGAUAUAAAUUGAUGAAACCUUG